AUGCGGUCAGGACGUGAAGACAAUUUCGAAGCUCGCUAUGCAAUAAAGAUCAGUGUUAAACUGAUGAAAAAAAGCUCUACAGAAACUUACGAAAUACCAUACUGCUUUUGGAUUAACUUGUAUGUGCCAAGCAUCUGUUUUCACUGGCACAAGAUGUUUAAGGACGGCAGAAAGGAGAUGAGAGCCGACGUGAAGUGUAGAAGAGAGAGGGACGUCAGAACAUCAAAGCUGGUUGACGAAAUGGCAGCUGUACACAGAAUCAUUCAUGAAGAUGUAAACAUGUACAGAAUUUGUGCAAAAUUUAUUCUCAGGGUGCUCAGUGACGAACAGACGGAAAGACGCGUUAAUGACAGUAGGGAGAUGGUUGAGCUCUUUACCUUCAUCCCAAGUGUACUUGAGUCUAUGGUGACCUGUAUCGAAUGCUGGAUCUACCAUUAUGAUCCAAGAACCAAGAAACAGAAUGCUCAAUGGCAACAUCUUGACUCUCCCAAACCCAAGAAGGUCAGGUAA
Messenger RNA from Octopus sinensis (East Asian common octopus), 510 nucleotides. RefSeq names its product protein GVQW3-like. Gene Ontology annotation, molecular function: nucleic acid binding. Bases 1 to 510 code for a protein of 169 amino acids. The transcript has a single exon. NCBI's taxonomy places the organism in Eukaryota, Metazoa, Mollusca, Cephalopoda, Octopoda, Octopodidae. The record is from RefSeq and is a predicted model, not a curated record.